This is a messenger RNA of Trametes versicolor FP-101664 SS1, 624 nucleotides long. RefSeq lists its product as uncharacterized. Bases 1 to 624 code for a protein of 207 amino acids. The record is from RefSeq and is a predicted model, not a curated record. The transcript has a single exon. NCBI's taxonomy places the organism in Eukaryota, Fungi, Basidiomycota, Agaricomycetes, Polyporales, Polyporaceae.
AUGGCUACUGAGCAAGAAUCGCCCGCCACCACCACCCGCCGCUACCCCAUCCCGCUCUGGCGUUACGGCUUCGAGUGGAACCCCGACAAGGCGCUCGAGCUCGCGCGCACAUGCAAAGCUCGCGGAGGCGCGGUACGGCCCCCACUGCAGGACAGGUGGGACCUCGACCGCGACCUCGACGGGGAACUGGCGGGUGAGCAGCUGAACAGCCGGAAACACGGCUUCGCCAGCGCGGAGCUCGGCCGCGGCGCCGACAUCUACGCCUGGGGCAUACUGUUUCUCCAUUACCAGACUAGGGUGCCGCGUAUAGGCGAGGAGCCCACCGCAGUACAUACUGGGAAGACGGGCGCGGGGGCGGAUAUCGUGUCGGAUGUCAUCCUUGUGGGGUCCGCGUACGCAAAGAAGGCCGAGCACCUGAGGAUCGAGUUCGUGCGGGACGCGGGGAGGCUCGUGAUCGCGGAGGACAACGUUGACAUACUCCGGGAGUAUCUCGGCGAGCCGCAGUGGUUCUUGGACUGGGAAUAUGCGGAGAGAAACAGGUUGCUUGACUCGCUGGAGGGCGGCGCGUUCCAGUCUCUGGUCGGUAUACCCGUGCCAGGCAGCGAUUCGGUCUCUGACGCCUAG